UGGGGGAGGAGGAGAGCGAGCGAGCCAUUGGGUGGAGCAGCCUCGCGUGCUGCGGAAUACUGUGUGCGUUGUGUGUUAUGCGCGGGCGGUAUGUCACAGCUGCAUGUCGGCGAAUGGAAGCGGAAGCGGGAGGUAUGUUGAACCAGGGCGGUUGUUUCGAGUGAUAUUCAGAUGCAGGAGUAGCGGCGCGUGAAGACUGAGUGCGAGCGCGAGGCAUGGACGAGUCGGAACCCGCAGAGGACAGCCUGCUCUCGAGCCUUCGGUGGAACCGGAGCGCCCGGGACCAGGCUCAGCUCAAACACAAAAUUCGGGAUUUGCCGGGGCUCCUGAAGCACGGCUUGCACCUGCGAAAGAAAAGCCAGUCCCCUGAUACGAUACCUGGACCAAGCCCUGGACCUACUGUCCAUAAGUCAUGCUCCCAGAGCUUCCCCUGCGCUGGACGUUCUGUGAGGAAUGCCUUCCUCUCGCAUGGACCCUACCCAGCCAAGGACAAGAUCCACCUGGCCCGCAUCAUACGGCGCAGUUAUGUGGGCGUGGAGCUGGUGCAGUGGCUGUGUGAGCAGUGUGGGUAUGUGCGCUGUCGGCCCACCGCCGCGCGCGUCUGGCAGGUUCUGCUGGAGCUGGGGGUCCUGCUGUCUGUGGACCAGCGGGUGAUCUUUGCCGACUCCAACUCCUACUACCAAUUCAGCUUCGAGGAGUGCGAGUCAGCAUCCUGCGAGUUUCGCUCUAACGAGGGGGAGUGGUCAGAGGCUGUGAGGCUCCUCCUCACACUUGCGCCAUAUGUCCAAUUCCGCUCUGGGGGCGGAGCUAACAGCCCGUCGGAGGAGGACUCUGAGGGCAACAGGGACAUCUGUGGUGAGAUGCUCCAGAUGAGGGCCUUGGAGAGGCUGACCUCCACGGUACAAAAUGAGCUGGCAGCCGCCUUAGCCCGCAAGACUCGCAAAGCCUUGUCAGAGCAGGACUCUGAGACAAGAGAGGCAGCACAGCCCCCGCAACCUCGCACGCCCACUGAGGAGAGCAGCCCGCUGGCCGGCGUGUGCGCACUCCGAGACGGCGGCGGCGGUGGCGGCGGCGGCGUUCGCCGUGGAGGCGUUUGUGUCAGCAGCGCUGGAGGAGGAGGUGGAGGAGGAGGUGGAGGAGGAGGUGGAGGUGGAGGUGGAGGAGGAGGUGGUGGAGGCAGAGAGGAGUUGACUAGCCGGCUGGGGCUGGAGGCCGUGCAGCGGCUAGCCAAGGACGGCUGUCGCCUCCUGCAAAACCACAACUACCGUCUGCCGGAGAGGAACCCCGCGGAGGCGGUGGGGAGGGUGUGUCUGAAGGAGAGGGGGCGGGACGUCCUGGUGCUGCAGAGGGUAUCGUCAACGGUUACGUCCCCGUCUGACCGCCCCUCUCCCACCUCUUCAGGGGGCGGGGCCAGGGAGGAGGACGGUGACAGGAGGUAUGUAGUGGUGUCCGGGACGCCCCUGAAGAUCCUGGAGCACCUGCUGAGCGACCUGCGGCUGGAUGAGGAGCGAGGAGCGCCCGAGAGCCGGGACAGCGAGGUGCUGCUGGAUGACUUCCUGCUGACGUACCUGGUCUUCAUGUCCACCAGCGACCUCUGCCAGGCGCUGCUUGGCCACUACAGCAGUGUGCGCUGCAGGGGUCAGGAGGAAGGGAAGGACGCCCUCUUCAGGAAGCGCAAGGUACUGCAGCUGGUGUCUCACUGGAGCCGGCUAAACAAGGACUUCCUCCGGGACGAGGAGCAUGUCAAGGGUUUCAUGAAGACUCUGUACAGGUGUGUGUUAGAGGACCUCUAUGAGUUCCCCACUCUGGAGAAAGACCUGAAGGAGUUUCAGAAGCUGCUGCGCCGCAGACACACGGUGGAUGACUGCCCUCCAUCUCAGAAGACUAAGGCUCUACACCAGCAGUUGAGUUUGAAGGAGAACUGUGUGCAGCUCAGAAGCCCAAAGAGUGAACACAGAGAAGUCAUUUGUCACGUGCACGUGAGCGUGGACUCGUACCUGAGCGUGCACACCCACCGCAUGCUGGAGGCUAACGAGCUGCUCAGGAUUGUGGGAUCCAAGCUGGACCGGUCCGAGGAGGAGAUGGUGCUGGCGGUGGUCUCGCACACAGGAGAGCGUCGUCUGCUGCAGCCCAGUGACUGCGUGUAUUCAGAGUCUCUCACCCCUCAAGGAAGACUGGCAGUCUGUCGCAAGGACCUCACUGAAGUCCUGCCCGCUCUCACAGACAGUGCUGAGCUGGGCAGGAGGGCGGUGCGUCUCCUGGGGAUUAACACCUGGGACGUGGCGGCAGCUCUCACGCACCUGGACUGGAGCCUGUUCAACUCCAUCCAUGAGCAGGAGCUGGUGUACUACACCCUGAGCCGCCCUCCCCGCAGCGGCCACACGGCGGCGCUGUCGGUCCUGCUGCAGCGCUGCAACGAGGUGCAGCAGUGGGUGAUGUCCGAGGUGCUCAUGUGCGUGUCGCUCAGCAAGCGUGUGCAGCUGCUGAAGAAGUUCAUCAAGAUCGCAGCACACUGUAAAGCCCAGAGGAACUUGAACUCCGCCUUCGCCAUCAUAAUGGGACUGAACACGGCCUCUGUCAGCCGGCUCAACCAGACCUGGGAGAAAUGUCCAGGAAAGUUUAAGAAGCUGUUCUCUGAGCUGGAGCUCAUAACGGACCCCUCCCUCAACCACAAGGCCUACAGAGAAGCCUUCAAGAGAAUGAAGCCCCCAAAGAUCCCCUUCAUGCCCCUCUUGUUGAAAGAUAUCACCUUUAUCCACGAGGGAAACAAGACAUUUCAUGACAACCUUGUCAACUUUGAGAAGCUGCACAUGAUAGCCGACACGGUGCGUCUCAUUCGCCACUGCCAAAGUGACCAACCAGGGAACGAGGUAACCGGGGGCGACAGUGCAGAGUUGCGAGCGUGCGUCCACUGCCUGCACAUCAUUGACAAUCAGCAGACUCUCUUUGAGCUCUCACACAAGCUGGAGCCACGCGCCUGAACAGAGACGCACUAUCAAAGCACACACACACACACGCACGCACGCGCGCGCGCGCACACACACACACACACACACACAGUAAACAAACACGCCCACCGAUACACACUAUUCUUUUGGACCCGUUUGACUGACGCACGGGUCCAGCCCCGCGGGUCCCAGGGUUGGAGGGGUUCCCGGGGUUGGAGGGGGUCCCGAAGGUGCCAUAAGGCGCUCCAGCCCGACCUUUGCCCUGCAUUGGCUCUCAGCUAGAACCCUCCCCCUCGGGGUACACUUCAUAACAGAGGGACCCCCCCCGCUAAAGGCACCGCCCUAUGAACCCACACCCAGCCCGGAGCUCUGCUGGGGGGGGAAGGACCGGGGGGAGGAGCAGGCGGCUGUUGUAACUCGUUUGUACGAUAUCUGUUUGACUGAAUCUUUGUGCUGAUUGGUGCCGUGGAAAAGAGCGGUGGGUAUUCAUGAGGCUGGUCCACUGGUGGGAUGGUUCCUUAAGGAUGUGUUUUGUAUGUCUCAUGGCUCUCUCGGAAGCCUCUCUGAGCACCUGAAGAGGCUUGAAUCAUUUCAGAUUGUAAAGAGCAGGAUUGGUCCUAAAGCACCAUUUUUAGUUGUUUUCUUCUGCCUAACUGAUAUUCUAUCACAUCCUCUCUUCUUUUGAGGCUGGAUACGUACAUAAAACCAUGUCCAUAUUACAAUGAAAACACCUGUCUUGUUGUGUAUGUAUUUUUGUAUUGAUUGAUUUCGCGCUCUUUUUGUUUGAUGCUUGUUUGGUAGUACAACAGCGUCAGCGGCCAGGAGCAGAAGAAAACAUUAAUGUUAAGGCUUGUAAAUGGAGCAAUUUUGUCACGCUUCCGUCUGCCUGUUUUUAAAGUUUUGAGAACGAGAUAAAGAACCGAGUGCUUUACGUGCCGCGGUCCAGCCGUGGACGUUUAUAUUUUUUUUCUAUAAAUUAACUUUCUUCGUCAACUGAUCUAUUUAAAACAAAAACAAAGUGACUGAUCCUGUUUGACUUUGUAUUUUAGUAGCUCUACGUGUCUCUGUGCCAAAAGUCCACCUUGAAGUGGGGUAGAAUAUGCAGUAUGGUUAUAAUUGUGCAACAAAUCACAGCGGCAAAGCUCCUUGGCUCGUACGGAGAUCUCUGCCUUUAUGGUCUUAUUUAUUAUUAUUUGUCUUCCGUUUUUUUCUUAUUCUCCAUUGAAUCCUUCCUGUAGUAAUGUGCAGCCCUAUGGCGACGUGGACCGGUGCGCUCCUGAGUUCACUCGCUCAACGCUUCACACAACGCCCUCAUGACUGAUGUCACUUCAUGUCGGAUGCUUGGUACCCCAUUAUUCUCCUGUGGUUGCUACGGAUACACAGGGCCCACCCACCAUUGUGCUUUAUUUCUCUUCCUUUCGCUAUCUUUUAUUUAAAUGCUCAAUAGGUGUUGUGUUUAUGAUCCAAGCCAAAGCUGAGGUUUCUUUGCUGGACCGGUCGAACUUGGUAUACUAAACGGAUAGUGAAAUCGUAAUUGUUAAACUGAUUAGUAAGCAGUUUAUAACAUUGCUGAAUUACUGACUGAAAAAAAUAUGUGUUUUGUUCACAAAUAUUUCUGUGUACAUGUGUAAAUGAUGCAGAAAACAAAUAGUGUGUUUUGACUGAUUAACACUCCCACUCUACGGUUUAUGUGUGUAACUGUGAUGUCAGUCUGCAUUGCUUCCUCAUCAUUGGGUCUUUUAGUUUCCCGAGGCACAAGGAACAUUUAGUAAGAAUGUGGCUACGUUUAUCUCUGACUAUCAUUUCCACUGGUUGGUUAUUUUUAAGAAUCCAUAAAAAGUAUUUUUGGGGCUGCAAAAAGGGUCUAAACCUAAGGUUAACAAUGAUAGACUCAUCUUAACGCUGUUGAUGUUAUUUUCCUAACUGCAGACAUUCCUUAUUGCUACCAAAAGCAUGUUUUGUUUCACUACUGCUCACAGGUUUCUGCUUUCUAUCUACUGGCAAGCCAACCUUACCUAAAGUGCCAUAUGCUUCUUGAAAUACAUUCAAUCCCACAUCGUUUGUAUUCAAACAUCUGUUUUAAUGUAUAUAUCAGUUGGAGGAAUCGAACAAACCCUUGCAAAUGGCCAGAAACGUCCUUACACUUGUGCUUCAAAACAACACAUAGGUCAAUUAAGCAAUCAAGUGGUGAAUUAAGUUACAAGACACAUUUAGGACUACACAUUUCUAAUCGGACAGCAACGGAUAUUUAAUGCCAAACCUUUCCCUUAUUACAACAAUCAUAAAGUUUUGAUUCCUAAUCCUUCAUUGUGGUACCUUUUUUUAUUUUUUGUAAACUAAAGAAAGGUUGUCAACGGACCUGAACCACUCCAAAACAGAAUCCAAAUUGAGUGUCAUGAUGUCAAUUCCAUCAACAUGUAUUGGUCAGCCCUACUCUGAUGGUGAAUAUACAUGUUACACUCUAAAUGAAACUAGGUGAAUGUUGAAGGACAAGGCCCUGUUUAGUCCAGCUGCACCUUUCACAUGUGUUCUACUGAAGUCAGCUCACAUUAUCAGCUCCUGGUUGGCUUCAGAAGGUUGGGAAAUGUUCCAUGUUGUAACAGAAGUAGCCUCUGUAUUGAUUUCUGAUUCGCAUUUGACGUGUCACACAUUUGCUCUCUAGAUCUUAAAUUGCUGCUAGUUAUUUAUUGUGAUGGAAACAUGUAUGUUGCAAACUCUGUUGAUGUGCCAUGUUCAGAAGAUCUUCAGGACAAUUUGGAGUUACAUACGUCAUUGAAACUUAAACAUGUUUUAUGUUUUUUAUUCAUUUACCAAGACCUUUAGAAGGGAAAUAGACUACUGUAUUUGGCCAUUGUCAUGACUGUAUAUUUCAGUUUGUGUACAAGCUCUAAACUUGUUUGCAUGAUAUAAAACACAUGUUGCCCCAAAUUCACACAAUGAAAGAGAGGACACGGUAUUGUUAAUGUGUAGAUAUAUGAUAAUGUUUGGAAUGUUAUUUAUCUGCUGUUGUGAGGAAAAUACACAUUAUAAAAAAGAUUAACAAAAAGCAAUAGGUUUCCCAUGUGCGUCCUCAAAUUUUGGAUAGCUGAAGUAUUUUCUAAAGCAACAAUUUUACUACGUCAAAGAUUUAUUGAAACAGAAUAAAUUACAGCUUUUAUGUGACAUGCUAA
Messenger RNA from Gadus morhua (Atlantic cod), 6118 nucleotides. RefSeq names its product Rap guanine nucleotide exchange factor (GEF) 5a (gene rapgef5a). Gene Ontology annotation, cellular component: plasma membrane. The coding region runs from base 216 to 2981 and encodes 921 amino acids. Lineage: Eukaryota; Metazoa; Chordata; Actinopteri; Gadiformes; Gadidae. The record is from RefSeq and is a predicted model, not a curated record. Gene Ontology annotation, molecular function: guanyl-nucleotide exchange factor activity. Gene Ontology annotation, biological process: Ras protein signal transduction. The transcript has 26 exons.